Messenger RNA from Chelonus insularis, 984 nucleotides. RefSeq names its product DUF1676 domain-containing protein Osi14 (gene Osi14). Gene Ontology annotation, cellular component: membrane. NCBI's taxonomy places the organism in Eukaryota, Metazoa, Arthropoda, Insecta, Hymenoptera, Braconidae. The transcript is spliced from 3 exons. The record is from RefSeq and is a predicted model, not a curated record. Bases 64 to 858 code for a protein of 264 amino acids.
CCUUGGGAGUGACUUAAGUCAGACAAACAGUGUUUAAUUUAUAAAAAAAAUCAAACAAUCAAGAUGAAUAAGUUGGUGAUCUUUGGACUUUUGGUGGCAUCAGCCAUGGCUAUACCAACUCCUGAUACUAACUCUGGAAAUUUGGAUUGUUUUGGACUUGAAGAUUCUGUAUUAAGCUGUAUUGCCAUCAAGGCUAACACUAUGCUUGCAAGGGCUGCUAGAUCUGCCAAUCUCGAACUCAUUGAUGGAGUUGCUUUCGUUAGAGAUACACCUUUGGAACGAUCUGGAAAAUCAAUGAAAUCAGAAACUGAGGUGAUGAAUGAACUUCCCAAAGACUCAUCUGAACGUGCAUUGACACUUGGAACAAUGCUUUACGAUUCGAUUAUCUCUUUCUUGAAGAGCCACAGUCUCAAAGUCCAUUUCCCUGAAGAAACCAUUGCUCGCACCAUUACUGAAGGACGUACCAAGUUAACCAAGACUCUCAAAUUAGCCCCCGUGAUGAUCGGUUUGGCAGUUAAGCUCUUCGCUCUUGCUCCCAUCCUAUUCGGUGGACUCAGUCUCUUGGUUUUCAAAGCUAUCUUCCUUGGUAAACUCGCUCUCAUAAUUGCUGGAGUCCUCCUCUUCCAAAAAUUGUUCAGCGGUGCCAGCGUACCAAGUGUCUUCGGAAGCAAUAUCUUUGGAAAGAAUUCCGCACCUGCACCUACUACUUUCUACGAUGCUGGUGGUGCCCAAAGCUGGCCAGCAACUGCAGUUCAACAACCUGGACAGAGCUACUACAAGAGAAGCUUCGAAGAUACAUCAAAGACUGCUCAAAAUCUAGCAUACUCCGCACAUGUGCCAUCUGAAAACACUAAUUAAAUUAUUUAAAAUUAUAAUUCGCAAUUUUUGUAAUAUUCUAUUCGACUGUUAUAUAUUUAAUAUUUAUUUAUGUAAUGAAUGAUUCACAAGGCCUUUUGUACUGUUCUUAAAUUAUUUUGAAAAUGA